Molecule: messenger RNA, 3099 nt
Organism: Colletes gigas
Lineage: Eukaryota; Metazoa; Arthropoda; Insecta; Hymenoptera; Colletidae
Product: tripartite motif-containing protein 2-like
Exons: 11
Coding region: 941-3049 (702 amino acids)
Biological process (GO): negative regulation of translation; protein polyubiquitination; proteasome-mediated ubiquitin-dependent protein catabolic process
Molecular function (GO): zinc ion binding; protein binding; ubiquitin protein ligase activity
Source: RefSeq, a predicted model, not a curated record
GAUGCAGGCGAGAACGUGCGCAGCUGUAAAACGUGAGUCGCUGCGCUCCGCAGCUGAUGCGGCUUGUCGUGAUCUGUGGUCUGUGUUUUGUUUGGAAAAAUGCGACAGAGACGCGACGAAUUUCGACAGUGUCGUUGCUACCAAUUGCUACUGUAUCAAGCGGCUGGAUACAAACGAAGAUCAAAGAAUAUAUCGUGAGCGAUAGCGACACUUAAAACAAAAAAAGACGAUCGAAAUGACAUCCAGGAUACGCGAAGACAGUCUUGAAAGUGAAACGGGACGGAUUCUUUAACAAUUGAAAAAAAUUUGUUUUUUUCUUCUUCUUGAUUGUAUUCGAUUGUUAGCACGACGUAAAAAUUUGUGUCCUGUAUAUCGUCCAAAGUAUUCCAAUUUGUCCUAACGACCGUUACCGUGCCGAGGACAAUAAGUAUUAAGGAAGAAAGAUAGACAAAGAGUUCCCGUCGGCAUAUGCUUUGUGUUCAGUGGCAUUUUCUAUACGGCGAAAAUUGUGAGAAAAGUGCCGCGUUUAUGAAUAACAUUUCACGGGUUUCUGUAUUUCGGUUCGUUCGGUGUAACUGAUAACUGAUUUUAAAAACAAAGAAUGCGUCGAGCAAUUUCGUAUGGAAAUACCGUGAAUAUAAAAAAAGAAUUGUUCGUAGAAAGUUUCUUGCUUCCGUAGCGCUCGAGAAUUUAGUAUUUUGAUCGUUAUAUUAAUAUACUUCGCGUUCUUCUUCAGUUUAUAUUGAUGCUAAAAAAAAACAUUGUUUAGACGAAUGUUAUUCGAUGAACUUGUUAGCGUUAAUCAAUUCAUUCCGUGAUGAAAAUUCAUGCGAAAGAAGCCAGGUUCAUAUAUUCCAAAUUUAUACAGACACCCCGCUGAAACGUGUGCAAUGUAACGGAUGUAUAUAUUUCUCAAAACAACGACAGGGCUAACUCCAUUAUGGAGGCACUGCGUUUCGCUAUACAGACACGGCUAGGGGAGAGGAUAGUCAGCAUGAGCUCUAUGCUCGUGGAGACAGUUAGUAUAAACUAUGAAGAUUUUAACGAAAGUUUUUUAACAUGUGGUACUUGCCUUUGUGUUUAUGAUGGUGCAGAGCAUACACCUAAAUUAUUACCAUGUUCACACACUGUAUGUUUACAUUGCUUAACAAGAAUUGCUGCAUCUCAGACUCGUGAGACUGGUGCCUUUCGAUGUCCUAUUUGCAGAGAGUUAAUAACAAUUCCUGGUGGCGGAGUUCCUGCUUUGCCACCUAGUUUUCUCGUGAACCAACUGCUGGAUCUUAUGUCUAGACAGAGACGAGAGGUUAUUCCAAAAUGUUCAGUUCAUAUAAACCAGGAAUUAUUAUUUUGUGAAACAUGUGAUACAGUGUUUUGUACAGUCUGUACUGGUGGCAAUCAUGCAGGAACAUCUCCAGGAUGUACAGAGCAUACCAUUAUACCCUUUAGCAUUGCAAUAAAAAGAAUGUCUGAAAUUUUGCUCUAUAAAGCCAAUGAAUGUAUAUCCAAGUUAACACAGGCUCAAGAUUCUGUAAGUACAGAAUUACAACGUUUGGAUGCUUCUACAGAAAGGUGUUUGAAUGCUGUUGAUAUGGAAUUUGCGGAAAUUAUUGCAAAAUUCGAAAGGAAACGUACAGAAUUACAAGCAGCCGUCACCGCCGCGGCAAGAGAUAAAAAACAUGUGUUGGAAGAACAACACGCGCUCAUAGAAGCUGAGAAGAAUAAAGUACAACAAGAAUGCGAAGGUUUACAAUAUCAAGUUGAAGUACGAAAUAUUACACAGAGGAUCGGUAGUUUAUCUGACCAACUUGAUGCAGCAUCAGCACUUAGCGAACCUAAAGAAAAUGCCUUUAUUACUUUUGAAUUUAACCACAAUAAUGCUCUUUCUCAAUUAGAGGAAGGUCUAAAUAACUUGGGAAGAGUACGUUCUAGUACAACAUUGCCAGGUCUGUGUAGAGCAAGGCUGAAAGAUCCUGCUAUAGUUAAGUUACAAGCGGCUGUAAUAGUAGAAACUGUUGAUUAUCAUGGACAUCCUAGAAAUGUUGGAGGAGAUCUUAUCACUGCAGAAUUAACGUUAGCGGAUAGUAUCCAUUCUGAAAACCAGAGUUCCAAUAUUGACACGAAAAUCGUAGAUUUAGAGAAUGGUACAUACGAAGUACUAUUUCGACCUCCAUCUGCGAAUCGCUAUGUCUUAAAAUUAUCAGUUUUCGAUCGACCUAUUAAAGACUAUCCUUUGUUUUUCGACGCAACCGAACAUAACGAACCCAUUAAAAUCUAUGGAAGACAAGGAAACGGAAAAGAUGAAUUCCAUCAGCCAGUCGCAGUUGCUGUUGAUGACGAUGACAUGAUAUACAUUUUGGAUACUGGGAACUCACGUAUAAAGGUACUCAAUUGUGAUUUAGAAUUUCAAAGGCACAUAACUAACGAAGGUCUUGAAGGUUGCAGUUGUACAGGAAUUGGUAUUUCUCAACAAGGCCUUGUUGUUGUUAAUUGGAGAACGCGGGAAGUUACAGAGAUGAGCUCUUUAGGUGACACGAUCAAAUCUUUUUCUCAUAAUGCAUUUCAAGAGCCGAUCGACGUUGCAGUAGACAGAAAUUAUGGACAUAUACUUGUUGCUGACAAUCGUCAAAGUUGUGUUUUCGUGUUCGAUUCUGAUGGAAAAAUUCUGUUCCAGGUUGGAAAGAAAAGUACGUUCAAUUUAAUUAGAGCCGUUACCGUUGGACCCAAUGGCGAAAUUGUAGUUGCUGAUAGCUGUAUUCAAGUAUUUUCUGCAAAAGGAGACUUUUCUGAAGAAAUAUAUUCAGAAGGCAAAGGAAAAGGCGCUUACGGAGGUUUAGCUGUUGACGCAGAAGGUAGAAUACUUGGUACUCGUACUGAUAAAGGGCGCAGUAUAAUCCAAGUAUUAAAAUUAGGAGGAGGUAAUAUUUUAACUGAAAUUGAUUCGCAUAGUUCGAAACUACGACGUCCUUCAGGUAUUGCAGUACUACCUCACAAUCACUUAGUAGUUGUAGACUUGGGAAAUGAUUGUAUAAAAAAAUAUAGAUAUUGGUAAAAGCAGUUGAUUUUAAAACAUAAAGUUUAUGUUCAACAGAAACAAUUCAA